Durio zibethinus is the source of this 1422-nucleotide messenger RNA. RefSeq lists its product as uncharacterized. NCBI's taxonomy places the organism in Eukaryota, Viridiplantae, Streptophyta, Magnoliopsida, Malvales, Malvaceae. The record is from RefSeq and is a predicted model, not a curated record. Gene Ontology annotation, molecular function: DNA binding.
CUUUAGUGUAGGACUUCAUCAUUAUUAAAAGCAAAACCCUUCUAAUAACAAAUAUUCCUUCCUCUACAUUGCUCUUUCAUCAUCAAUUUAUCAAAGCAAUUCCUUUAUUAAUUUCUCUCUUUCAUCCUUGGCUUCGUCCAUAUGUCUUAAAGCUUCAGCCUUCAGAUUGGAGAAGACCUUAGCUUAACGAUUUUUCAUCCUUCCCUUCAUUAAUCUCCCAACAAAACCACCAUUUCUUUUAGUAAAACCAUGGAGAAAGAAUAUGAGGAAAACGAGUCCAAAGCCAUCAAGAAUUACAGUAAUGGAGAAUUUUUAACUGAGGAAGAUUACUGUGCUGCUUUAACUCUUGCUUCUUUAAAGCAUGCAACGUUAGACGAAAAAUCUGCUGUUGCUUUGGAGAAGCUGAAAAGAAAGAAUCUUGGUGCAAUUAAAGGCAAAGACAAGCAAGAAAAAGAAGACCCUUGUAUUGAAAAGGAUCCAAGCUCAGUUAUUCAUGGAAGCAAUAGAAUUUCUGUACCAAAUUCCACAAUCUUUUACAACUAUCAACCCCCAGUUAUCCCUCCGGUAGCAGCUCUAACCGGCCUUAUUGGCAAAUGUAGCAGGCCUUUUGAAAAGCGGUUGACAGAGACUGAUUUGACGGAUAGGCAAACAAGGCUGAGCUUGAACAAAAAACACGUCCAAGAAUUCAUGAUACCAUUGUUGAAAGAGGAUGAGGAUGUCAAUGAGGGAAUCAGAGUGAUCACAUACGAUAUAGAAGGGAAAGAGUACGAGAUGAAGUUCGUGUUCUGGAGUCUCAAGAUGUAUGUGCUUACUAGUCCGGGGUGGAAAACCUUUUACAGAGAGCAUAGACUGGAGAAAGAUAUCGAUAUUGUUACUGUUUGGAUGUUUCGCCAUAGGCUGACACAAAAUAUUUGCUUUGUAAUCACUCCUAGAAGGUCACCAAUGGCAUUGCCAACGCAGUUGAACAACAGAAGAAAACGUAUUUUGCCAAGAACUCCUCUAUCUAUGGUGGAUAUCGUAUUGCAAGAGGAAGGAAGCAGCAAAACCUGAGUAAGAUGAGGAUCUAGCAGUCAGAGAUCAAGAAGCAGAUGUUACUCAUGAAGACCAUAGUUCUUUAAACUAUGAUGAAAUUGAUGAUGAUCGUGAAAUACUGAGUUCAUACAGAAGUGCGUUUUAGGAACCAAGACCUGAAAAGGAGUGGUGUAUAUUUUCUUAACAGGUUAAAAGAAAACACAGAGAAUGAGCAUCUUGAUUAGGCAAUGUUUGUAUCCGGUUUUUUCAAAGGGCAAUUUUUUGUAGAAGGUGGGAUCCUUUUUAUUUAAGAAGAGGGAACUAAUCAUUUAGGUCUCAGUUAUAGAAUGUAUAAAUUGUCUAUGGAACUGUACUGGAAACUAUUUGUAUAGUGCCUUGUUCUUUUGAUAA